This is a messenger RNA of Ornithorhynchus anatinus (platypus), 939 nucleotides long. RefSeq names its product glutathione peroxidase 1 (gene GPX1). The transcript has 2 exons. Gene Ontology annotation, molecular function: glutathione peroxidase activity. NCBI's taxonomy places the organism in Eukaryota, Metazoa, Chordata, Mammalia, Monotremata, Ornithorhynchidae. Gene Ontology annotation, biological process: response to selenium ion; glutathione metabolic process; response to hydrogen peroxide. The record is from RefSeq and is a predicted model, not a curated record. Gene Ontology annotation, cellular component: mitochondrion; cytosol.
GCUAGCUCCUCGUCGUUCGGCCCGCUCUUCCUCCUCUUGCCGAGACCAUGUGCGCGUCCCCCAACUCCGUGUACGGGUUUUCGGGCCGGCUGCUCCGCAGCGGCGAGCCCUUCAGCCUGGCCGCCCUGCGGGGUAAAGUGCUGCUCAUCGAGAACGUGGCGUCGCUCUGAGGCACAACGGUCCGGGACUACACCCAGAUGAACGAGCUGCAGAGCCUCUACGGGCCCCGCGGACUCGCCGUGCUCGGCUUCCCCUGCAACCAGUUUGGCCAUCAGGAAAAUGCCAAGAACGAAGAGAUUCUGAAUUCCCUGAAGUAUGUCCGGCCAGGGAACGGGUUUGAGCCUAACUUCACGAUGUUUGAAAAGUGUGAGGUGAAUGGGGAGAAAGCACAUCCACUCUUUGCUUUCCUGAGGGAGUCGCUGCCGACUCCAAGUGAUGACCCGACAUCUCUGAUGAAUGACCCGAAGUUCAUCACCUGGUCUCCGGUGUGCAGGAAUGACAUCUCCUGGAAUUUUGAGAAGUUCCUUGUCGGUCCCGAUGGCGUGCCAGUGAAGAGGUACAGCAGGCGCUUUGAAACCAUCAAUAUUAAAGAAGAUAUAGAGGUGCUUCUUGGUCAGAUGUCCAGGGAAGGUUAAGCUACUUUCAGAGCAUUUCCAGUUAUUCCUUAGCCCUGGCUUCACAGCCUCUGAUGGCUAGCCCUUUGAGCUGAUUGCUUUCUCGGAGACAGAUGAGCUGUCUGUCUGCUGGUACGGUGCUAUUUGCCCAUGGGGGAGAUCUCAUUUAUGAUGGUGCUCCUUCUAAACCUUUACGGAAGAGCACUUGAUGGAUCCUGAGGAAACUCCAUGUGCAUUAGGUAGCAGCGUACCAGACCAGCUACAGUCCUCAAUCUGUCACUGUAACCAAAGGCUUUCUCUUAAUAAAGCUGCAGAGUGAAGCAUG